UGCCCAACUGUCGUCGUGUUUGGUUGUGUUUUAUUUCGCGAUUCUCGUCCACCCGCAUCGACGUUCGCGUUCCGAAGCCGCCCUUCAAGUAAGAAGAAGAAGACGGUUGCGAUUUUUUUGCUGUUUUUUUUCUUCGAUGGUCUUUCCCUAAAAUUUUCCGGUGAAUUUCGGUGUGAGCCUGUGCAGUGUGAUUUGUGGAAAUUGAUUGUUGGCAGAAAUCAGUUUCUUACAAGAAACUUGGGCUUAAAUUUUCCAACAAGAGGAAAAACACGAGCAACACCCUUCCGUUGUGUGAUUCAGCCCGCAAGGAAAAGUGCCGCAAAACAAAGCCGGAACCAUGUCGGACGAGAACCAGGAAAAUGGAACCCGCAACGGCCAGGAGGUGCCAGAAAUUGAAUUAAUCAUCAAGGCAUCCACGAUAGAUGGCAGACGUAAAGGAGCGUGUCUGUUUUGUCAGGAAUACUUCAUGGAUCUCUAUCUGCUGGCAGAACUCAAAACUAUCAGUUUGAAGGUCACAACGGUGGACAUGCAGAAACCGCCGCCCGACUUCCGCACCAACUUCGAAGCGACACACCCGCCCAUCCUGAUCGACAACGGGCUGGCGAUUCUGGAGAACGACAAGAUCGAGCGACACAUCAUGAAGUCGGUGCCGGGCGGGUACAAUCUGUUUGUGCAGGACAAGGAAGUGGCCACCCUGAUCGAGAACCUGUACAGCAAGCUGAAGCUGAUGCUGGUCAAGAAGGACGAGAACAAGAACAACGCACUGCUGGCGCACCUGCGGAAAAUCAACGACCACCUGGCGGCCCGCGGAACCCGCUUCCUGACCGGGGACACGAUGUGCUGCUUUGACUGCGAGCUGAUGCCCCGGCUGCAGCACAUCCGGGUGGCCGGCAAGUACUUUGUCGACUUUGAGAUACCAAAACACCUGACGGCCCUGUGGCGAUACAUGUACCACAUGUACCAGCUGGACGCCUUCACGCAAUCCUGUCCCGCCGAUCAGGACAUCAUCAACCACUACAAACUGCAGCAGGCCAAAGGUGACAUGAAGAUGCUGAAAAUGAAGAAGCACGAGGAGCUGGAAACGCCCACGUUCACCACUUCGAUUCCGAUCGAUCUGAACGACCAUUGAGAGGGUGGCCGUUUUGGCCGGACCGGUAGUCGUCCUGUUUUGCACCGGGGGAGCGGAACCAAUAGCAACAGCAGCAGUUGUAGUAGUUUCAAUUAAAUAAUGUAAAAGAAACAAUUUUGAUAACCAUUUACAAUAACAUUUACCAACCACACACACAUACAUACACAUACGCAUAUUAUACAUCAAAACAAACACACGCAAAACAGCGAUUUUCCCUGUAUGAUAACACAACAAACACACAAAACAAAACAAAACAAAAAACAAGUCUAUUUUGGCAGCAGUGCUGCCAACCGCAAUAACAAAUUCGAUCUAUAUACAUAAAUGUACGCUCUUACAAGUAACGAUUGUUUUAUUAUUGUUUGUAUCUCGCAACGGCCAUCUUGGAUGAGGAAAACUAAUACAUACACACACAAAAAGAGGUGAGAGUAUACAAACACAGGCAUCGUGUAAAGCAUGAGAAAACAAAUGUAAAGUUUUUAUUCUAAGUAGAGUUAAAUGGAGCAAUUCCUUUGUUUAUUAUACCAUUUUAUUAAACGUUUUGGAUUCGAGAAAAGACACGCAGUUGAAUUGAAUAAAUUUAACCUAAAUGAAUCGCAAUUUGAAUUGUUCAUAGUUACGUUUUAACGCAAAUGUUUCUUUCGCUUGAAUGAUGUAGAAAAUGAAUAGUUGCAAUUAGGUGUAUUUACAGUAAACUUUCCUUACACUCGCCUAAUCAAAUGGGCUGGAAGGGCAAAAUGGCCCGCUUAAGCUCUAAACUGCAAACAGAAUCAACGAAUCUUUGAACUGAACAAACCGUCUCUGCAAAACAAAAAGCAUCAAACAAACAUCUGAAGUGGAAAAAAAUCACAACUUUUUAGUUUUUAACAUGGUUAAGUUGAAGCGAGGAGAACAAUUCUAGUUUGAUAAGUGUUCCAGUCGAUGGCACAUUUUGUGUAAAUAAACAAUAUCCUAACGUUGCAACUUAAAAAAAACAAGAAAUAAAGCUUCUACACCACCCUUAAGUUAGGUUCCGGUUAUAAAAAUAUCUACAAAAAGAAACAAAUGUGCGCAUCAGCUUUUUAUUGAAGUAAACAAACACUAAAUUUAAACUUUCCUAUCAUCAAUUGAAGUAAGCAAAUUAAAAAAAAAAAAGAGUUAUGUUGUUGUAAAUUAUUUACCGCAAUCUUGUUUUAUGUUUACUCUGCAGCCCAGAGCAGAAUUAGAAAUAAACUUAAUUCGUCACGAAA
Molecule: messenger RNA, 2355 nt
Organism: Culex quinquefasciatus (southern house mosquito)
Lineage: Eukaryota; Metazoa; Arthropoda; Insecta; Diptera; Culicidae
Gene: Clic
Product: chloride intracellular channel exc-4
Exons: 8
Coding region: 338-1129 (263 amino acids)
Biological process (GO): chloride transport
Cellular component (GO): cytoplasm; apical plasma membrane
Molecular function (GO): chloride channel activity
Source: RefSeq, a predicted model, not a curated record